Molecule: messenger RNA, 1164 nt
Organism: Capsaspora owczarzaki ATCC 30864
Lineage: Eukaryota; Filasterea; Ministeriida; Capsasporidae
Product: PIF1/RRM3 DNA helicase-like protein
Exons: 2
Coding region: 1-1164 (387 amino acids)
Source: RefSeq, a predicted model, not a curated record
AUGCAGGUGCAAAAGCGGAAGACUGGAUUGGCAAAGUGGACGAAGGAGCGCAACUGUGGCGAUCGCCCGCUGCAAAUCGCUGCAAAAGCAACCGUUUCGCCGAAAAGGGCCCCAGCCAGGAAGCUCGAACUGGAGCCACCCUCUCUUGCCCCUCGGUCGAGUGUGUGUCGCGAUCGAUGCAUUGUAGAGUACGCACUCGGCUCGCCGUCUCUGGAACGCGCUCCUGCAGCGCACUACCUAAACCACGUCACAAACCAGCGUCGCAAGUUUGCCUUCGAGGCAGCCUGUUGGCAAAAGGCCGUCCCAGUCACGCUCGAGUUGCGCCAGAUUCAUCGUCAAAACGACUUGGGGUUUAUUGAGCUUUUGCGCAAGCUACGCCGCGGUGACUGCUGCCAGGAGGUUGCGGACACCCUUUUGGCCACUGGAUCCCAGCAAAUCGAGCAGCACGGUGCCCUCGCGACACGGCUAUGCACGCACACUGACAUGGUUGUCUCGAUCAAUCAACAGCGUCUGGCGCAGCUUUCGGGAGAGCGCAUGACUUUUUACGCGCGCGAUACACCGGACGGCGACUCGCGCGUCACAUCGAUGCUCGACCUGAGCGUGCAGGCCCCGCGGACACUCGAGCUGUGCGUUGGGGCGCAAGUCAUCCUGCUACGGAACCUGGACGUGGCUCAAGGACUCGUUAACGGUGCGCGUGGAGUGGUCGUGGGCUUUGCCCGGCCAGCGCCAAACGGAGGCAUGGCGGCCGCGAAUGGCCGGCCCCAAGCUGCCAAUGCCCCAGCGUACACGGAGCUUCGACAGCAGGAGCUGGCCAACAACGAGCGCUAUCCCCUGGUUCGCUUUGUUCGCACUGGCACGGAACGCGUCGUUUCGCCAGCGGCAUUUGCGCUGCCCAGCGAUGCUACUGGAGCUAGUCAACGCCUGCAGGUGCCGUUGGCGCUCGGCUGGGCCAUCUCGAUUCACCGUUCGCAAGGGCUGACGUUGGAUUGCGCGGAAGUGUCCCUUUCGCGGGCGUUCGAAUCUGGGCAGGCGUAUGUCGCUCUCUCGCGUGUCUCCGCCCUGACCUCGUUGCGCGUUCUCGAUUUCCAGACCGAGUCGAUUCGCGCUGCCCCAGAGGCCAUCGCCUUCCACGACAGUGUUUCCAUCGUGUGUCUGGUGAAGUGA